Molecule: messenger RNA, 2538 nt
Organism: Nomascus leucogenys (northern white-cheeked gibbon)
Lineage: Eukaryota; Metazoa; Chordata; Mammalia; Primates; Hylobatidae
Gene: PPM1M
Product: protein phosphatase, Mg2+/Mn2+ dependent 1M
Exons: 10
Coding region: 855-1751 (298 amino acids)
Biological process (GO): protein dephosphorylation
Molecular function (GO): protein serine/threonine phosphatase activity
Source: RefSeq, a predicted model, not a curated record
CCCGGGCCGCGUGCCAGCCCCGUGCCCUACCGACGGCCCCGCUUCCUGCGCGGCUCCAGCUCCAGCCCUGGGGCAGCCGACGCCUCGCGCCGCCCAGACUCCCGGGCCGUGCGCAGCCCGGCACGAGGACGCACGCUACCCUGGAAUGCAGGCUACGCCGAGUGAGUGCCCCUCCCCAACCCCCAGCUCGGGCGCGGGCCUGAGCCCGCUUCGGGUCCUGCGCCGGCCUAGAAAGUGGGAGGAGCUGAGUGAGUGACAGCCCCCACCCACCUGUGGACAGCCCCUUCUUGCCCUCACCUCCGAAUCCUGACAACUUCCCCAUCAUCCCGACCCAGCGUUUUCCUUGGGAUUCCGACCUCCCCCUCAGAGAAGACAGGAGGAGGUCGGGAAGGACCUGCAGCCCAGGGGCUUCCAAGAUGAGGCCCAGAGACUCGGUAGACUUCCAGCAUUCGGGGCUUUGAAGAUUUCCCCUCGCCCCCUACCCCCACCAUCUCACCCUGGGUAUGACCUGCGCUGUAUGGGACAGGGCUUUGGGCUGCGACAGGACAGGGACAGGACCGGAACCUACCCUUACCUUCUAGCCCUGGGUCACCAGGAUUAUCAAUGCAGAGAAAUCUGAAUUCAAUGAGGAUCAAGCUGCCUGUGGGAAGCUGUGCAUCCGGAGAUGUGAGUUUGGGGCUGAAGAAGAGUGGCUGACCCUGUGCCCAGAGGAGUUCCUGACAGGCCAUUACUGGGCACUGUUCGAUGGGCACGGCGGUCCUGCAGCAGCUAUCUUGGCUGCCAACACCCUGCACUCCUGCUUGCGCCAGCAGCUGGAGGCCGUGGUAGAAGGCUUGGUGGCCACUCAGCCCCCCAUGCACCUCAAUGGCCGCUGCAUCUGCCCCAGUGACCCUCAGUUUGUGGAGGAAAAGGGCAUCAGGGCAGAAGACUUGGUGAUCGGGGCAUUGGAGAGUGCCUUUCAGGAAUGUGAUGAGGUGAUCGGGCGGGAGCUGGAGGCCUCAGGCCAGGUGGGCGGCUGCACAGCCCUGGUGGCUGUGUCCCUGCAGGGAAAGCUGUACGUGGCCAAUGCUGGGGAUAGCAGGGCCAUCUUGGUGCGGAGAGAUGAGAUACGGCCACUGAGCUUCGAGUUCACCCCAGAGACUGAGCGGCAGCGGAUCCAGCAGCUGGCCUUUGUCUACCCUGAGCUUCUGGCUGGCGAGUUCACCCGACUGGAGUUCCCUCGGCGGCUGAAGGGGGAUGACUUGGGACAGAAGGUUUUGUUCAGGGAUCACCACAUGAGUGGCUGGAGCUACAAACGUGUGGAGAAAUCUGAUCUCAAGUACCCACUGAUCCACGGACAGGGUAGGCAGGCUCGGUUACUAGGAACACUGGCUGUCUCCCGGGGCCUGGGAGACCAUCAGCUCAGAGUCCUGGACACAAACAUCCAGCUCAAGCCCUUCUUGCUCUCUGUCCCACAGGUGACUGUGCUGGAUGUGGACCAGCUGGAGCUACAGGAGGAUGAUGUGGUUGUCAUGGCAACUGAUGGACUCUGGGAUGUCCUGUCCAACGAGCAGGUUGCAUGGCUGGUGCGGAGCUUCCUCCCUGGGAACCAAGAGGACCCACACAGGUUCUCAAAGCUGGCCCAGAUGCUGAUACACAGCACACAGGGAAAGGAAGACAGUCCCACAGAGGAAGGGCAGGUGUCCUACGAUGACGUCUCUGUGUUCGUGAUUCCCUUGCACAGUCAGGGCCAAGAGAGCAGUGGCCACUGAGGAUUCAAGACACUGUAUCCCAGAACUGCUCUAGUGCCCAGGUGUGGUCUGGGCAUCCCUCCACUGUGACCAAGAGCAAAUCCUGCCUGCCCUAUCCCUAGCCACAGCCCAGUGCUCUCACUAUCCACCUCAACACACAUCCAUCUCAAGAGGAACAUUUAUACCAGGCAGUCAGAGCUGGAAGUGUAUGGAGAGCCCAGCCCACCAGGUCCUGCCUUUUGCAGUGAUAACCUUCUCUGGCAGAGUGACUUUACAACUUAACUAGGAAACCCAUGUGAGGCUCUUCAGACAGGAUCUUCAACAGCCCAAAGUAUCAUUCUCAGAUAGGGGCACCCAGGCUAAGGGUAUUAGCCAAAGAUGCCAGGAUGAGCAGCUAGCCCAUGUUUAGAUCCAGGUCUCCAAUUCAUAGAUGUCAGGGCAUGUGUUCAACAACCCCCAAAGUCCAUGCAGGGUGGCUUGUAGAAACCUUUGGGCAGCCUCAUGUCUGCUAAAACAGCCAUCUUCAAGACAGCCCCUGAAAAGAGACCAGUUCAGGUCCUGCCCUGCUGUUCUUUGCUGGAGAUGAGGAACAGGCGCUGGGGCUAAAGUUUGGAGUAGAGCACAAGGGACAAGAGGAACUCUUGGAGUUGGCUGGGUGAGAGGGCUCUCCAUUUGCUACCUGUAGUAGCCUGCCUCCUAACUGGUUGCUUCUCCCUAGUUCCAGCCCUGCCCUGGUCUGAUGCCCCAACACUGCCCUUGCUUUGUUUUCCCUGUCACCUCCUUAUUAUUAAAUGUUUUCUACAGAAGA